Messenger RNA from Xyrauchen texanus (razorback sucker), 6611 nucleotides. RefSeq names its product phospholipid-transporting ATPase 11C-like. Gene Ontology annotation, molecular function: ATP binding; magnesium ion binding; ATP hydrolysis activity. The transcript is spliced from 31 exons. The coding region runs from base 490 to 3918 and encodes 1142 amino acids. Gene Ontology annotation, biological process: phospholipid translocation. The record is from RefSeq and is a predicted model, not a curated record. Gene Ontology annotation, cellular component: trans-Golgi network; plasma membrane; recycling endosome. Lineage: Eukaryota; Metazoa; Chordata; Actinopteri; Cypriniformes; Catostomidae.
UCUGAAAGAGAGGAGGGGGCGGCGACACUCGAGUGGAAAUCCGCACCUUCAAUAUAUCGCCAUCAAUUACCCCCUCGUCAUUCUGUAGUCUUGUGCGGGAGACGAAUGUUGUGAAGCCUGUUUUAUUCGGAGGCUCAGCAACAGGGCACACAGAGUGCAGGAUGCCGUUGACUCUAUCAACCUCGCGCUCAGGGAGCUCCCGCGACUAGCUCCGCGCGCACGCAACGCGGAAAAAGUAUCCAACAAGGAGAAUGCGAAUGGUUAGAGAGGACAACAUUCAAUUAAAAUGGAAACGAUGUAGCUUCACCGCCGCAUUGCAUAUAUCUCGGGGAAACAGGUUAGAAAAUAGAUAGCUAAAUAGGACUAAUUUUGCCGUCAUACAUGUAAAGUUACUCAUCCUCAAGAUCAACUAGCCUGUAGUUGGUUGCAACAGAAGGAACCGCUGCUCGACAGUGUCUUCGGAUACCAAAGAAGACCGAAGAAAUAAAAAUGUUACGGAGGAGACUGAACCGCUUGUGUGGAGGAGAUGAGAGGAGAGUGGACAGCAGGACAAUCUAUGUAGGACAUCGGAAAUGUCCGGAUACCGAGGUCUUCAUUCCCUCCAAAUUCUGUGACAACAGGAUUGUGUCCUCCAAGUACACAGUGUGGAACUUCCUGCCAAAGAACUUAUUCGAGCAGUUUAGAAGAAUAGCUAAUUUUUACUUCCUCAUCAUAUUCUUGGUGCAGGUGAUUGUUGAUACCCCGACCAGCCCCGUGACCAGUGGCUUACCUCUGUUUUUUGUCAUCACAGUGACAGCCAUCAAACAGGGUUAUGAGGACUGGCUGCGGCAUAAAGCAGACUACGAGGUGAAUAAAUACCAAGUGACUGUGUUGGAGGAUGGCCGGUCAGUGAAGAAGGAGAGUGAGAAAAUCAAGGUUGGUGAUGUAGUAGAAGUGGUGGAGGAUGAGACCUUUCCCUGUGACCUGAUACUUUUGCAGUCCACUCGUGAGGAUGAAACUUGUUUUGUCACCACAGCCAGCCUGGAUGGAGAAUCUAACCAUAAAACACACUACACUGUGCCAGACACAGAGAAGAACCUGCAGGAUCUCAAUGCCACCAUCGAGUGUGAACAGCCCCAGCCUGACCUCUACAAGUUUGUUGGUCGGAUGCACAUUUACAAGCUGGAAGAGGAGCCUGCAGUAAGAUCGUUGGGCCCUGAGAACCUUCUCCUAAAAGGUGCUACGUUGAAAAACACCAAGAAGAUUCAUGGUGUGGCAGUAUACACAGGCAUGGAGACAAAAAUGGCGCUCAACUACCAGGGCAAAUCACAGAAACGCUCAGCUGUGGAAAAGUCCAUUAAUUCCUUCCUACUGGUGUAUCUAAGUAUCCUUAUCAGUAAAGCAGUGGUGUGUACUACUCUCAAGUAUGUAUGGCAGAGCAAAGAAGGUCAGGACGAGCCAUGGUACAACCAGAAAACCCAGAAAGAGAAAGACACUUAUUUGUACUUGAAGAUGUUUACAGACUUCCUUUCCUUCAUGGUCCUCUUCAAUUUUAUAAUCCCCGUGUCCAUGUAUGUUACUGUGGAGAUGCAGAAAUUCCUGGGCUCUUUCUUUAUCACAUGGGAUAAGGACUUCUUUGACUCUGAGAUCCAAGAGGGCGCACUUGUCAACACGUCAGACCUCAAUGAGGAACUUGGCCAGGUGGAAUAUGUAUUUACAGAUAAGACAGGAACGCUGACCCAGAAUAACAUGGAGUUCAUCGAGUGCUGUAUAGAUGGCUUCCAGUACAAACACAGAGACACGCAGAGUGAACUGGAUGGCUUCACUGAGACAGACGGGCCUGUGAAUAAAGUACAGCAGAAAGCUGGACAUGAGAAAGAGGAGUUGUUCCUGCGGGCUCUGUGUCUGUGCCACACAGUGCAAGUGAAGGAGGCAGGGCCAGAGGAAACAUUUGGGGACCAAGUGGAUGGCAUCGAUGGGAUGCUGCCUCAACCAGAGGAAAGAGGAUUCAUUGCUUCUUCUCCUGAUGAGGUUGCACUGGUCAAAGGAGCUAUGACAUAUGGCUUCACAUUCCUUGGUUUGGAGAGUAAGAGCAUGAAGAUAAGGAACAGGCAAAAUGAUAUAGAAGAGUAUGAGUUGCUUCAUGUCCUCAACUUUGACCCUGUUCGCCGGAGAAUGAGUGUUAUUGUCCAAACCAAAUCAGGGGAGCGACUGCUUUUCUGUAAGGGAGCAGAUUCCUCCAUCUUCCCCAGAGUCAAACCAGAGGAGGUUGACCGGAUACAAUUGCACGUUGAGCGAAAUGCAAUGGAGGGUUACCGUACACUAUGUGUGGCCUAUAAACAGCUGAGUGCUGAUGAAUAUGCUGUGGCAGACACUGGGCUGAGGGAGGCAAGACUGACUCUACAGGACAGGGAGGAGAAACUUAUGGCCAUGUAUAACCAGGUGGAGAUGGGCAUGAGUCUGAUUGGAGCCACUGCAGUGGAGGACCGACUGCAGGAAGAGGCAGCCGAGACCAUGGAUGCCUUGCAGGGCGCAGGGAUGAAGGUCUGGGUGUUAACUGGGGACAAAAUGGAGACGGCGAAGUCUACCUGCUAUGCCUGUCGCUUGUUCCAGCGGGGUACAGAGCUACUAGAGCUCACUGUACGGACCUUGGAGGAUGGGCGGACAAAGCGUGAGGAGAAACUUCUUGAGUUACUUCGGGACUACCAUAGAAGAGCAGUAGAGGAUGCCCUGCCUGUCAAAGCAGGGGUCACCAGGAGUUGGUGUACUGCAAAUCAGGAGUAUGGCUUUAUAAUAGAUGGUGCUACGCUGUCGUUAGUGAUGAACCCACCUCGUGAUGCAGAUGCAGGCCUCUACAGGAGCCUCUUUCUGCAGACCUGCCAGAACUGCACUGCUGUGCUCUGCUGCCGCAUGGCCCCCCUGCAGAAAGCACAGAUUGUGAGGAUGGUGAAGAACUCCAAAGGCUCCCCAAUUACUCUUUCCAUUGGUGAUGGGGCCAAUGACGUCAGUAUGAUCCUUGAGGCACACGUCGGCAUUGGUAUUAAAGGUAAGGAGGGCCGUCAAGCUGUGAGGAACAGCGACUACGCCAUCCCUAAGCUCAAGCACUUAAAGAAGCUCUUACUAGCUCAUGGGCAUCUUUACUAUGUGCGGAUUGCUCAUCUUGUUCAAUACUUUUUUUACAAGAACCUUUGCUUCAUUUUACCUCAAUUCCUGUACCAGUUUUUCUGUGGAUACUCUCAGCAGCCCCUGUAUGACGCAGCCUAUCUGACGAUGUACAACAUCUGCUUCACCUCCAUGCCCAUUCUGGCCUACAGCCUACUGGAACAGCACAUGUCAAUUGAGAUUCUGCUGGACAAUGCCCCCCUCUACAGAGAAAUAGCAAAGAAUGCCAUGUUACGCUGGCGUCCCUUCCUCUACUGGACGGUAUUAGGAAUUUUUCAGGGUCUUCUGUUCUUUUUUGGUGUCCGUUUCCUAUUCAGUAAUCCAGCUCUGCAGGAUAAUGGUCAGGUCUUUGGAAAUUGGUCUUAUGGAACAAUUGUCUUUACAAUCCUUGUUUUCACUGUCACUUUAAAGUUGGCUCUGGACACACGGCACUGGACGUGGAUCAACCAUUUUGUGAUCUGGGGCUCAUUAGCUUUCUAUGUCUUCUUCAGUUUCUUCUGGGGUGGCAUCAUAUGGCCAUUUUUGAAGCAGCAGCGGUUGUACUUUGUGUUUGCUAACAUGCUGAGCUCAGUAUCUGUCUGGCUGGUUAUCAUCAUCCUCAUAAUCCUCAGUCUGCUGCCAGAAAUCCUUCUGGUGGUCCUCCGUAAACCUAGAGGCCCCCAUUCACGACCGAAAAAGCCGGGUCAGUCAAGUGUGGGGGAUUGCCAGUCCUCUCUGUCUUCAGCCAGACCCCUGCUCAUGAGAACCUUUUCAGAUGAGUCCAGUACUAUCAUAUAAACAGCUGUCAGUGGAUUCCUCAACUCACACAGUCAGAUGGCCGCUGUCACACCCCUAUCCUACAAACAUCUGAUGGAGCGUUACUGAUGGGCAUGAAAAGCCAUGGGUUAAGACUACUGAAGGGGCCCCAACAUCCUCAAGGGUGACUUCCCUUCCACCUGCCUGCCAAAAAUUGAACAUGACAAUGGAACCAACUUAAACUGCUCAGACCAGACCUUGUCUAGCACUCUGGCUUUCCUUGCUGCAUCUUUUUUCACCCCUCACCCUAAGCAUGAUUUCACCAGAAUAUGUCGUCUGGCCAUACAACACGUUUUGAAUGACUUCUCGCAGUACUAAAGGUUUUUACCCUGCCAUACUUCAUAAUUAUUUCUAUUUGGAUGAAUAUAUUGCUGGCUAAUUUGUAAGAAACGCUCAACUGCUACAGGAUGUACCAAAAUCCGCGCUCUACCUGGUUCUCGUUAUUGGUUCUCUUGCAUGAACGAAAAUACCGUUAAUGCCACUUUCCACUAUAAACGUGCUCUCUGGUUUCUUUUAGAUUGACCACAAUCCCAAAGCCAAAUUGUAGUUUAGAGAUUAGUGAUGUGUAGCUAUUUGAGAUCCCUAAAUGUGAGCUCUGUAUAAGAUGCUGCACUGAGGGCCUUGACCCUAUGGGUAUAAAAGCUGCCUUUUAACAACUUGCUGCGUGUAGAAUCGUAUGGAGUUAUGGGAUAUACAUGGUGUCAUUUCCUAACAACUCUGUGUGCUUGUGUGUGUGCAUGGAUAGGGUGAAAGGGCAACACAGAAAAUCAGUUUGUAAUGUCAAAGUCUCUCAGCGGUACUCUGUGGAAAUUGAAGAUAUUUACUAUUGAGAAAAAAAAAAAAAAGUACAGAUUUAGCUUGAAGCCAAAAAAGAUUCCAUUAAUGCUGACUAGCUACACUUCAAGUUGUUUUUUCCCCCCCUCAAAAUGAAUUCAAGACGUGUGUGUGUUGUCUGAAUAUGUGCCCUAGACGCACCGCAAGAUUGAUCCUCAAUGCAAAUGUAAUUGCAUAUUGCUGAGCGAGUCAAAGUUAAGUCUCUUUUCCCUAUUGAGACAUGGAAAUGAGCCAUUAGUGGCAUUUGUAUUGAAUAUGUCAGCUUUGUGUAUCAGGCCAGCGCUUAAUGCUCAAGUCACAUACCAAACACGCUGUCGCACACACUUCACUUUUACGAGGUAACUUAUUCACGUAGUGGAGCUUAGCUUGGUGAAAUAAGGAACUCUGGGUUUGAUGCAUAUUGAAACUCAAGUCAUGUUUGCCCCCUUUGCAACUAAAGUGGUUACUAGUGGUCAUAUGUUUUAUUCUGCUUUCUUUGUGCUUCUAAAUACAUUUCAUUUCUACGUGCCAUGGUUUCAAUCACCUUUUCUUUUUUUUUACACUUAUUUUGACUUGACUAUGUGAUUCUAUUUUACAUAUUUAUUGUACCUUGUAAUUAUAAACACAAAUGUUAUAUUUUGUCAAAGAGAUAUUUCUUUCUCUUCUUGAAUUGUUUUACAUUUUCAGUUUGUGCCAAUUUAUUUUUGCUUGUGCAAUCUGCUGUUGAACAGAUUGGGUUUCUAUGUUCCAUAAACCUGAGCAGAUCCUGUAGACCAGCAGCUCUGGGCUCUAUUUCUCUGAUCAGAGAUCAGUCGGAAAGUUCAGAUCGUCCACUAGUACUGGUCUAGUCCAAGAUCUGUGCCUCACAUAUGCGGUAUGAAUGCAGCUGAUCUCAAUUAUCCCUGUAAUAUGAAUGAUUUAUGAAUGAUUUCGGUUCUUUUCUCUGCUUGUAGCCCAAAAUUGGUGUUUGGCAUGUUCUGUGAUUGGGCAAAUUACAUUAAUCUCGUUUGUCUUUUAAAACAAUGCCGAUUUGAAAGGUGCUCAAUUCCAGCUUCAAAUAUUUUAAGUGUGUGUGAAUGUGUGUGUGAUUAUCCAAGGUUAAGUGGUGUGUGUUAGACCUCUGACUGUGUCAUGAUGCUAAGCGUCUUAGCUCCCACUCAGGCUCGUGGCUUAUUCCAGCUGCAUCACAGCCCUGUGUAACCAACAGUUCUAACAUUAUUCUCCGAUUUCACCAUGAAGCAGCUUUCUAGAGGAUGUAUAUCAGAGCUCAAUUUUCUUCUCAUUUUCUACUUUUUUGUUUUUUAUUUUUUUUAUUAGACAUGACAAAUCACCAACCUUUGUUUAUGUAUCACAAACAUAAAUCCAAUUUUAAUAAAUUAUUUAUUUUCCUGUGCAUAUUUGACCAUUUAUGCCGCCACUUUGCUGAGCCCUGGUGAGCACAUACACACUCACACAAGGAUGAAUAUACAUUGAUGUGUUUGUUCAGCUCAGAUUGGGAGGGGUAAACCGAACCAAACAGACCUUUAAAAUGACUUCAGAGAUGCUAUUUUAAAAGCUUAUGAUAAUUCUUGGAUUCUCAUGUUGCCUGAAUAUAAAAAUAAAUUAUUUGAUUGUAUUUUUAAUGAAACUUUUUGAGCCAGUUUUUGUAAGAAAAAUAAAAACGCCCCCAAAAAAAUCUGAGAAAGGCUGCCUGAUUGUGGAGAGUGAGAAUGUGCUGGUCUGUGUUGCUCUGCAAAAGAAUCGGGCAUUAACACAGUCAGACCUGCUCCAUCCAUUAUGUCCCUCAGGCCCCAGCUGAUCUGAAUGUACCUCUUAAGACCAGUCUGUUUCAAACUUCUUUCUUUAAUAAAAGCUGUUUUGAA